UAGAUGUUUGAUUUAUUCCGUGGGAACUUCUGUGUUAUUUUGAAAACUACUAACGGUGUCCGUUAGCCUAGUGAGAGUUUUAUUUCGAAACGCGUAGCAGGAAGUUGGCAUUGUCGCUAGCUUGUGUAGCAUAAAAAGCACAUUGUGUACUUGUGCUGCUGCUGCUGCUGCUGCUACUGUGUAUGUGUGUGUGUGGCAGUGGUGGUCUGCCUUUCUCCAGAUACUGUUGCAGGACUCUUCCUUUCUAGCGUGUCAUCUUGUCAGCACCUGGUUGCCUUUAGACACGGACGGUGAGACGUCCAGCUCUGAUUGUGAGAAUUAAUGUGCCUGAGAGUCUGACACACGUCUGUUCAAUGGCUACCUCGGGCCCCACCUCUUCUGCCUCCAUCUCCGCCGCUGUGCCUGAGGGUUUCCAUUAUGAAACCAAAUACAUUGUGCUCAACUACCUGGGCUUGCUGCCUGUGUGCAGGACGCCGUCUACGGCUCAAGGAGAUGUCCAAAAUGAGCGAGAGAGGACCAGGAUGAUAAAAGAGCAGAUAGAGGAAGAGAUGAGGCAACUGGAAGAUGAAAUCACCGCCUCUUUCUCCAGCGCAGGAUUUGACCGCCACGCGUCUCCGGUGUUCAGCCCCAUCAAGCCAGAGAGCUCCAUCGAAGACUGCCUGGCAGCGAUGGGAGACAAGGUGGCCAGAGAGCUGGACACACACCUGCCUGCGGCCGUGAACGCUCUCAACACUGGACCCUUGGAUUACCAGAGAUUCAGAAACGCCACACUGGAUCUGUCGUCGCACACACAAGGAGGAUGGAGCAAGGUGCUAGUGCCCUUGGUGCUGCUCCAGGCUCUGCAGAGCGAGGGCCACUCUGUGACGACUCUUCUGCAGCUGGGCCUGCGCCUCCUAGAGGAGGACGAGGCCGGCUUCAUCACCCAGCAAGGCGGAUGGGGUGAAAUAUUUAGCCUGGUGCCAGAGGAGGAGCGAGGCGCGAGCAUCGCCGAGGACAGCAACGACAUUUACAUCCUCUCCGGGGAGCAGCAUCCCGACCAGCUCAGCCCCCCCUCGCCGCUGCUCUGCACCGGGGACAACAGCAGCGAGCCGAGCUCCUGGCAGACGGAGAGCUUGCCCGUGUCUCUGGCCGGCCACGAGUCGUGGGCGCAGGUCGGUGCGAUGGACCCCGAAGACGUCAAGAGCCUGGACAGCAACGAGGGCGUGGCCCUGGCCGAGGAGCGCAGCGAGAACAACUCCUCCAACUCGGACAUUGUCCACGUCGAGCGCGAGGACGCCGAGAUGCUGGAGGAGGGCGGCGAAGCCGGGGUGAUAGAACAAAGCAUGAUGAGUGUUUUGGGCACAGAGAGCGAUCUGGCCGAGCUCAGGGAGGAAUUUAGGGACCAGACUCCCCCUGUCCCAGUGUUGGACAAGAUGGACCCCACGCCCCCAGCUUCCCUGAUCUCAUUAGAGGAGCCGGUUGUGAUAGAGGCGCCCACAAGCUUGUCUGCAGAACCUUCCUUCGCCUCCUCGGAACCAGAGCUGCUUCCCCCGCCCCCAGAACCCGCCGUCUCCCCUCCCGCCGCACCGGAGCCCGAAGCACCGUUGCCCGUUCCUGCUGCAGAACCAGAGCCUGAGCCAGAACCAGCUGCCGCCACUGCCCCAGUGCCUGCUGAGGUGGCGGCCCCACCUCCAGCCAAGGAAACCCCAACAGCACCAGCGGAGCCUGAAGCCACAGCGGAGCCGGCUCCUGAGCCGGAGCCGGAGCCGGAGCCGGAGCCGGAGCCCGUCCCAGUGCCUCACCAGCAAGAGGAAGCACGACCAGAACCAGAGACUGUGGCGGAGCCGGUCUCAGAGGCCGCAGGCGCCCCCGCUGAAGCGCCAGCCGAGGAGGCUCCAGAGCAGCCGGAGCCGCCGUCGGAUCUGUCAGCGCUGCUCUACGGGGGCGCCGCUCUGGUGGUCCUGGCUGCCGCCAUGACGUACGGCGUCAUCAGCUUCAGGAGGAAAUAGAAUAGAAAAGGGAUCCUCCUCCUGGGAAGGAGAAUGCUAAUGAUAAGAUCCUACAGUAGAAAUAAAUGUCCUUACAAAUUGUAUUUUUUCGAAUUAGUUAAUUAUUUUUUAAUUAUCUGCUGUAGUUUUUGAAGGCUUAAAAAUCUGUGAAAGUGACCCCCCCCCCCACCAGCCUGCCCCAGCCCAGCCCAGCCCAGCCCAGCAAACCCAAAUACCACCUCAUCAACAACCUCACUGCUGUGAGUCCUGGCUGCUUCAUUAGGUGCAAACACACACAAUGCACUCCACUGCCCUUUUUAUUAUGUUCUUUGGGUUCAUUUGCAUUUUUGUUUAAACUCUUUUUUUUUUUUGUUGUUGUUGUUUGUUUGUUUUUAACUCUGGCAUCCAUUCAUCCGUAGGAGAGUACAGUAAGUGUGUUGGCUCGUGUCCCUCUUCUGCUACUUUCUGUUUCGAUUUGACUUGUUUCAACUUCCACAGAAAAACUUCUGUACUUUUUAUUUAUAUUUUGGGACGUGCGGUUUUCCAGCACUUCUUCUUUUAAACCCAGGAAGGAACACGUUAAUGUUCAUUGUUAUAACCGGUUCACUCUGUAACUUGGAAACAACAUCAAACACAGACUAGAUUUAUUAUGUCGAAUUUAAGUCCCAUGUUACACAAGGGAUUUGUAUGUUUUUUAUGAAGUCCAACACAUAUGCAGUACUACCAAUGCUGCGUUUUAUAGAAAUGAUCAGACAUGCUGAUAUACUUCGAGAUACAGACUUGCCCUAUUUGCGUGAAUCUUAAAUGUACUGUGAAGAUCUAAAAAGACUUAAAUACAACAAAGUAUUGUUUCUGUCUGUAUUGCAUUUUCCCUUUUGGUGUUUUGCUGCUUCAUAUGUGUAGUUUAUGGUGUCAUACAAUCUUUAAAGAUGCCUGAUUAUUAUUUUUUUUUUAAGUUGUUAUAAACUGCACUACAUUUUAUUUGCAUGAGGUAAACAACAAGAUAUCAGCCUCUGCUCAUGUUUGACAAAUGAACAGCAAUUACUGUGAGAGGAGAAGCAGGGAUGGAACGACAGCAGGUUCAUUCAGUUUUCCUGUUAGUGAAAAUGUUAUUUCAUGCUUAGCUUGACCUUUCCUUUCCCUCCUUACCCUCUGGUCUGUUUUCACCCAGUCCUCAUUAGUUCUCACUGUAGUUCUGCACUGUUAUCUUUUUCUUUUAUUUCUUAUGCUGGUUUUAUUACCGAUUAGUCACAAACACACUUCCUCCAGUGACAGGACGCUGAUUCAACAUGUUCUCCAAGUAGAAACUGAGCUACUAAAAUGAAACGUUGUUCUCUGCUUUGACAAUCAUAGCGGCAUGAAAUAGUGUGGACACGUCCACGAGUGCCUGACAGUCUGUUUUCUUAUAAAUCCUGCAUUAAUAUAUGACCCAGUCAGAGAAAUAUCGGCUGAUGCAUUGUGAAGAGAGGAGGUCCCUGAAACAGGAACCUUCAACCGCAGUGAUGAAAUAUCCUGUGUACUGAUUUAGUUUAGCUAGAAGUUCGUUACCUGCGACUAGUGACUCAGUGAAACUGAGUCAGUUGCUGAGACGUCAACAAUUUCCCCAGAACACCACUUAAAUAUUUCCACCUCAGGUGUGGGUAAUAUUGUGGUAGGACCCCCCCCCCAGUACAGAAAAAUAGGAAAUAAAAUUCUGAAUGUCACUGCAAGGUGUUACCAUCAUGGGACACUGAAAGGAUGCUCUUCAAUGUCUGUCUCAGUAUUAAAAUGUGUUACUACCCAUCAGCUCAAACUCAAAGGGAAUCGACUAAAAGUUCAGAGCAGGAUCAAAAAGGUCCCGAACAGGACGCUUUGUAUCUUGAGUUUCCUACAAUAUGCUGUGGAGAAAUGAGAAUAAUAAAAAGAUAAAAACAGAA
Mugil cephalus (flathead mullet) is the source of this 3883-nucleotide messenger RNA. It is a transcript of the gene bcl2l13, whose product is annotated as BCL2 like 13. Gene Ontology annotation, cellular component: mitochondrion. Gene Ontology annotation, biological process: regulation of apoptotic process; apoptotic process. The record is from RefSeq and is a predicted model, not a curated record. The transcript is spliced from 7 exons. The coding region runs from base 354 to 1988 and encodes 544 amino acids. Lineage: Eukaryota; Metazoa; Chordata; Actinopteri; Mugiliformes; Mugilidae.